Molecule: messenger RNA, 5466 nt
Organism: Oryzias latipes (Japanese medaka)
Lineage: Eukaryota; Metazoa; Chordata; Actinopteri; Beloniformes; Adrianichthyidae
Gene: fgd5b
Product: FYVE, RhoGEF and PH domain containing 5b
Cellular component (GO): cytoplasm
Molecular function (GO): guanyl-nucleotide exchange factor activity; metal ion binding
Source: RefSeq, a predicted model, not a curated record
ACCGGAUCCCGCAGCAGCAGCGGCAGGAUCCCGCAGGCUGCUGCUUCAGUGCGCAGAUUUGGUUUCCAGUCGCGUGCGUCCUGUGCGCGCGGGGAUGCGCAGCAGACGAUCAGCUGAGCAGCGGAGGGCAGAGCCGUUCAGCGGGAGUUGCUGCGGGGAUUGUGCUUUCACAUGCCUCCCCAGGAGCCGCGCGGUGGACCUGCGUUUGCGGAGGGGAUGCUGGAGACGGUCGCUGCUCGAAAAUGAACGCAGACUGCACAAAGCCUUCGGUUGCUCCCAAGCCAAGAAUUGUUUGUCACGACAACCUGAAGCCGCCCUCCUCUCCUGCGUCAACAAGUCGUCUCAAACCCUCUAUCGCUCCAAAACCCAAAGCCUCAGUGCUGUUAAAUGGCAACCAGGAAAGCAUUCGUAAUGGCAUUGUGCCUUUUGUACAAGAUGAUGUUGAUGACAGGCACGAUAAAAGGUCUUGUGAAAGAAUUAGAGAUACAUCUUCCUCAAAGAAAGUCCUGAAGGCUGGUAUCUUCAGAUCUCCACUAACACACUUAGUGACUGUGACAAAGGUACCCCUGGAUGAAGACGUGACAGAGGAGGAGAAAGAAGAGGACAAUUUACUUCAAGAAAUAAUUGAAGAAUGGAGAUUAAGUGACAAUGCUCUGACAGAUGAAGCUGACUCCCUGGAAACACUGUGGCUCAGUGAGGCCAGGCUCACAGCUGACUCUGAGGAGACAGAGGGAACAAUCGACACCAAAGCCGAGGAGGACACAGAUGCUGAAGCUUUUGAUGCAGGUGAAGCUCUGGCUGACACUGAAGGCCUCUCAGUGGAAGACCUGUCUGUCGGUAGUGCUGAGGAGGAGGCGUGCCAACAUCCCUGCAAAGAUCCAGAGGAAAAGCAAAGAUGGCUACAGCUCAGAGAGAGUGGAAGUUCAGCAGAAGGUCUUUCUAGACUGGACCAUUGUCCCCUUGUUGAGGACAAUAUAGGGAAUGCAGAUGCUGAGUGUGUAAUAGAGGAGAAAGAGGAAGAGUUAGGUCAUGAUUGUAGUUUCACUUGUACCAUCCUGAAGUUGAGAUGUGGCCAGAAGACAAAGGAAAAGGUUCAAGGCCAGCAGGACACCUGCUCUAAUGACUUUAGAGGAGAUGACCACAAGCAGGUUUGUGAGACGGUGAUGGAGAGUGGAGGAGAUCAUGAGCCCUUUUACAUUUCUACUGAAGACAAUAUGAGCAGAGAGUUGAGACCAGAGGAUGAACUCACAGAAAACAGUUUUUCCACCGUGAACAGCAGCUUAGUGCUGAAUGGCAAAUGUGAGGAGACAGCAGAAAAUGAAAAAAAGGAUUACUUGGGCUUUGGUGACCGUGGGAAGCAUGGUGUGAGGACAGCUCAGAAGAAGUUGUUUGAUCAAUCCGAAGAUGCCAAGUUUGAUGUAUUUGGAAACAAACUAAACAAUUUGGGCUGCCGGCCGAGUUUCCGACAGAAAUCUGUGCUGACAGAGGCAGGCACUUUGCUGACUUCUUCUCUGUCAGAAAGCCAACUUCUUUCACCAAACAUCAGUGUUUUUGAAGAUAAAGAUGCUCACAUUGCGCCCUUUCUGGAUGAAACAACUGAUAUGGAACUGGACAGCAACGAGCGUCUUUACGAAGGCUUUGCUUCAUUGGCUCAAACGGUUUUUCCUUUUACCAGCAAGGCCACUGGGAUUCCCUCACCCUCUCUGUCACAGCGGAACACAAACCCCAUGGGGGAUACGGGAGCCCUGCUUUUCCAGAAGUCUUACAAAAGUGGACUCCGACCACCAUCAAAAAGCUCCAGCCCCAUGUUAAAUUCAACGCGGCACAAGGGCUUAACAAAACCUAACUAUCUGUCCUUGUACUCGCGCUCCCUCUCUUUGGAGGGGCAGGACGCACAUCUGCAUGUCCACAGGGACGGAUCUCCCAGACAAAGAGGUGCCUUGUACUCGUCAGACAGCUUCUCUAGGAGCUCACCCCAGUCCUCCAGUGCCCUGUCCACACCCACAUCUCUGGUAGAUAUUCCUCCUCCGUUUGAGCUGGCCUACAUCACCAAGAAGCCCAUUACAAAAAGUUCUCCCUCACUUCUCACAGUGGGAGACUCCACAGAGAAACACAGGAAAAAGAAAUCCUCCAUUAAACGUUUCCUGAUGCUCAAGUUUGGUUGGAAAACAGAAAACAAGCACACGACAGAAGAAAAAAAGCCUUCAGCUGAUUCCAGCCAUCGCUGUUCAAGUAGACUGCUGGAGUUUGACAGGCACAGCCUUAGUGGUUCUCCAAAGUUCAACUCAAGGCCGCCUAGCAAGCCUCUGGUUUCACCUGAGCCCGCCUCUUCCUUUUUGUUCUACCAGGAGAGCAGGAGGAAAGGGAAUUCUGUGGCCUUCCUGAAUCGCAGCGUGGUCCGGGUGGAAUCCUUCGAGGACCGAUCCCGCGUGCCUUUCACCCCCCUCCCCCUGACCAAGCCCCGCUCCAUCUCCUUCCCCAACGCAGAUACCUCAGAUUAUGAGAAUGUUCCUCCCAUCAGCUCGGACUACGAGAACGUUCAGGUGCCUCACUGGAGGGCUGCUCGGAUGGCACCCCGCGCAGACUUCUUUGAGCGUCCCUUUCGGGCCUCGUCUUCCGCUAAUGAGACGGAUGGUUACGUGGACAUGAGCAGCCUGCCAGGGUUUGAGAAGAAAACCCAGUCAGCUAAACAGGAAAGUGAAAGCACCUACACGGAUGAAUACAUGUGUCCUGUGGUCGCUGGUUCAAAGAUUGAUCCAGUAAGUGAUGACCAAAGAGAUCUGGUGGGUGAAGAAGACCAAGGGCGCACCUCUGGGGAGGACGAUGGUGGGAUGGACAACAAUUAUGAUAGACAGCCUGAUGGUCAGUCCAGAGCUUUCUAUGUUGUCAUGGAUCUUGUGGAAACGGAAAGAGUACACGUGAAUUCUCUCAAGAUGCUCCAAGAAGACUUCAGGGACGCGGUGGGCUUAGCGGUCGGGGAUGAAGGGCAGCCUGUUCUGGAUGACGGGAGACUUGGGGAGAUUCUCAAUGAGUUGCCUGAUGUUUACACUCUACACCGCAAAAUCCUCAGCGAGCUGGAAUAUCGAAUCCGGCACUGGGAGGAGUGGCAGAGGAUUGCUGACAUAUUUCUGUCCAGAAAAGCGGAGUUCUUGGUCUUCACCACUUACAUUGGCCACUAUGAUCGAAGCAUGAGUCUACUUGAGAACAGCUGCCAAACGUCACCUGCAUUUGCAGCCAUCGUUCAAAAGUUUGAGGAACAGAGUUCAGCUGUUAGUCUUAAACAGCAGCUACUGCAGGUCAUUGUUCGGGUGGCUCGGUAUCGGAUGCUCCUCACUGAUUACCUGAAUAAUCUUUCACCCGAUUCUAGGGAAUAUGAAGACACCCAAGCUGCAGUUGGAAUCGUUUCUGACAUUGCAGAUCAGAUCAAUGACAACAUAAAACAUGGGGAGAAUCUGCUGCGUCUGAUCAACAUAGCGCACAGUGUUCAUGGCCAGCGGGAUCUGCUUCAUCCUGACAGGGUUUUUGUUAAGGAAGGCACACUGAUGAAGGUCAGCAGAAAAAGUCGCCAACCUCGUCAUUUGUUUUUGAUGAACGAUGUGCUGCUCUACACCUACCCUCAGCAGAAUGGAAAAUACAGACUGAAGAACACUCUGUCCCUCACCGGGCUCAAGGUCAGUAAACCCACCAUUGACAAUGCCCCAAAUGCGUUAAAGAUAGAGGGAACGGACAUCUCCAUCAUUUUGUCUGCCAGUUCAUUCCUGGAAAGAGAAGACUGGUUUUACACUCUAAACAGAACUGUGACUGAACACACUAGAGGCUCUGCUUUCAACAGCUGCUCAGGAGAGUCCAGAGAUGGCCUUAAACUGCUCCUCGGAGAGAAAGCCCCCACACUUGUCCCGGUCUCACAAGUGAUGAUGUGCAUGAACUGCACUGCAGACUUCAGCCUCACUCUUCGCAGACACCACUGCCACGGCUGUGGAAGAAUUGUUUGUCGAAGCUGCUCAAGGAACAGAUAUCCCCUGAAAUACAUGAAGGACCGCAUGGCCAAAGUGUGUGAUCACUGUUACAGCGAGCUAAAGAAAAGAGGAGGAGAGAUAUGUGAGCUGUCAGGCAGCAGCAGCCCUCGGAUGCACCGCCUCAGUCGACCGCUCUCCACUGUGUUCCACAAUAUUCAUCCUCAUAAUAUUUGGAGAAACCGAAAAGGCAUAAUAUCAUUCACCCAGGUGACGGUGUCGGAGGAAGGCUCCAUCAGUGGGACUUUACAGCGGAGCAAGAAGAGCAAGAAGAACUGGAAGAGACUGUGGUUCCUCCUAAAAGACAAAGUGCUUUACACGUACCGAGCCCAAGAGGAGAGGAUUGCCUCAGAAAGUCUCCCUCUGCUGGGUUUCACGGUGAAGCUGUCUGACAAAUAUGCAGGAGAGGAGGAGACGAACGUCUUCCAGCUUUACCACAAAGACACUCUGUUUUACUCCUUCAAAGCGGAGGAUAACUUUACAGCCCAAAGGUGGGUCAACGCCAUGGAGGAAGCCACCAAUUUAUAGAUGCAGCCGCUCUGAUGCCUUUCUCCUCUGAUGAACUCCCAAAUGACUGUGAAACUGCAGUGUAUAGAAGUGGAACAAAGGCGGUUUUGUUUUGUUAUGUCUGCAUGUUGCAACUUGACAAAGUGUGUUGAGAUUAGGAAAACACCAUCUUCCAUGAGAGAGAACACGAUCAUCUACAUAGCCUGCUGUCAACAGCAGGUGUGAUACUGAGAGCCACGAGUGGAGAAGGUCCUGUUGGUGUGGAACAUCACUCCGCAAUGUCCCGCACCCCACCAGCACCUGUUUUAUAUCAGUACUUCUUAGAUCUUAGAUCUUGUUACACAUGAGUUUUUCAGAAGACAGACAAUAAAAUCGGCCUAUUUUUUGAUCAAGCUGCUUAAAUAGGCGAUGCAUGGUUUUUCUUUGACUACUGACAUGCUGCUGAGAAAAGGAGCUAACCUGUCAGACUCACAAAGGAUCAAACCUGGAGCAGCCUCAUAUUUAGUCUGUUAGCCAUGCCUUAAUGUUUUAAAGUGCUCUUUUUACUGCAUUUUUCAAUUAUCUUUAUAACAAGCAUGUGGAAGUACACACCAGCUCAAGAGAAGAAUGUAAACACGAUGCCGUCAGUGAAUCAAUCGUUUGUUUUGCACGGAUUUAGAUAUAGAACGAGAGAGAUUUAAAAAUGAACGUUGUACUUUUUCAUAUAUGCAGACCAAAAGCUUCAGCCGAUGCAAAGAAUUGGCGAUCUUUUGGGAAACUGUGGGCAUUUUAAUUUAAUUUUUUACAAUAAGUGCAAAGUAAAUGUAUAUUUGUGUAAAAGAUUAUUGAUCAGUGUAACCACAAAGACAGGAGUCUCUGCUCUGAGCAACAUCAUCAGUGAUUUUGUAUUUGUACAUGGAGAUUUAUGUGUAUUUACAUGGAUAUAAAAGUGGCUGCAGUGAUGGAA